Molecule: messenger RNA, 1010 nt
Organism: Myotis davidii
Lineage: Eukaryota; Metazoa; Chordata; Mammalia; Chiroptera; Vespertilionidae
Product: GTPase IMAP family member 7
Exons: 2
Coding region: 123-1010 (295 amino acids)
Molecular function (GO): GTP binding
Source: RefSeq, a predicted model, not a curated record
UCUUCACAGUUAAAACAAAAGCACCAGCUGGAAGAGUGUCUUUGGAGAACAUUUCAGGACUCAUCAACUGGUUGAAAAGAAGGUCUUGUUGAUACCUGCUCCCCAGAGCCUCUUGAAAGAAGAUGGCUGGUCUUCAGGACAACACUCUGAGGAUUGUUCUGGUGGGGAAAACCGGAAGUGGAAAAAGUGCAACAGCAAACACCAUCCUUGGGAGAAAGGAAUUUGAUUCUAGAAUUGCUGCCCAUGCUGUUACCAAGACCUGUCAGAAAGCAGAGCGACAAUUCAAGGAGAAGAAACUUCUUGUCGUGGACACGCCAGGGCUCUUUGAUACUGAGGACAAACUGAUGUACACCUGUGUGGAAAUCAGCAGGUGUGUCAUCCAGUCUAAACCGGGACCCCACGCCAUCAUCCUGGUUCUACAGCUGGGCCGCCACACAGAGGAGGAGCAGAAAACAGUUGUAUUGAUCAAGUCCAUCUUUGGGAAGUCAGCCAUGAAACACAUGAUCGUCUUGUUCACUCGCAAAGAUGAAUUGGGUGAUCAGACACUGAAUGGCUUUUUAAAGGGGGCAGGAACCCUGCAAAACAUCAUCCAGGAGUGUGGGGACCGCUGCCUUGCCUUCAAUAACAAAGAGAGUAUAGAGAAGGCUGAGAAGGAUGCUCAAGUGCAGGAGCUGGUGGAUCUGAUAGAGGAAAUGGUGCGGGAGAACGGAGGGUCUCACUUUUCUGCUCCCAUCUACAAGGACGUAAUGGAGAAGCUGCUGCAUGAGAUAGAGGCCUUGAAGAUAAUCUAUGAAAGUGAAUUAGAAGAAGAAACUAAAUCAGUUAAAGAGAAAUGUGCUCAGGGAAAAAUAUCAAGGCAAGACAUGGAGAAGAAAAUAUCAUUCCUAUCAGAGACCCAUACGAGAAAAAUAAAAAAUAUUAGGGAAGAAGCUGAAAGGAAUAUAUUUCAAGAGGUUGUAAAAACAGUUUGGGAUGCACUUUCAAGCAUAUGGAAUGUGUUUUGGAAAUAA